AUGGCCGAGUCUACCUCGAUUGACGCACAUCCACACGACGGUCAUGGCGAGCAUCACUCGCCGCGACCGCGUAAACCCAAUCACAUCGACUUCCUCAAGCCUCGACUCAGCGAUGAAUCCGUGACGCAACACUUGGAGGCAGGAUCAGGGGUCUCGAGUGGUAGAACAACUCCCAUCCCCGUCGAUGCCCUGCCUUCCGUCCAGGCCGCAUCCUCUGCGCGCCGACAGAUUCGAGCUCAGCAGAAGCGGCGCAUGUUCCCUACCGUAGACUAUGUUGAUCGCGUCUCCCACUUCGACCCAGCGAGCGACUACCAUGACUUCCGCGGCUUCUUUGUGCUCUUCUGGAUUGGCCUGGCCAUCAUGGUCAUCACUUCAAUGCUUCGCACGGCAAAGGAGACCGGAUACCCGUUCCAGAUCAGGCAGUGGAAACUAUUCAAGGAGAAGAUAUGGGAGCUGGGCCUCGUGGACGGUGCCAUGGUAGGGAGCACUGCGGUGGCACUCCCACUCCAGAAGCUGUUCCUCAAGGGGAAGGGGCCACUGCGCUGGAGUCAGCUUGGUAUAGCGAUCCAGAGCAUAUACCAGGUCUUUUGGCUCUCGUUCUGGUGCACGUACCCUUUUAUUCGCGACUGGAGCUGGACUGCUCAGGUCUUCUUCACCCUGCAUUUACUUGCGAUCUUCAUGAAGAUGCAUUCAUACGCCUUCUACAACGGCCACCUGAGCGAAACGCUGCGCCGUCUGAACGAUCUCGACAGCCCUGAGAAAGCCAGCAAGACAGCAGCGGUCCGAUACCCGAAACCGCGCACGCACUUACAUGAGAUCCCGCAAUCUCCCAGUCAGGUAGAGCCUGAUGCUGCAAACAAAGAGUCUUUGCGCCAGCUUCGCGAAGAUCUUGCCUUUGAGCUCUCGUCACCUCUCGGUCGUGUUUCUUACCCAGAGAACCUCACUAUGUACAACUGGAUAGACUUCAUUUUCUGUCCGACCCUGUGCUACGAGCUUGAGUAUCCUCGUGUAGCCUACAUUCGCCCGCUAGAGGUCUUCUACAAGGUACUGGCUGUCUUUGGAUGCAUCUUCCUGAUGGUCAUCACGACAGAGGAAUUCAUCCUUCCCGUACUGGACGAGUCUGCCAUUGCCCUGCACCACUCGAAGGGUACUUUGGACUUUAGUCUGAUCUUGGCAGAGACUAUCGGUCGACUGCUCUUUCCCUUCAUGAUCACGUUCUUGCUAACGUUCCUCGUCAUUUUUGAAUACAUCCUGGGCGCUUUCGCAGAGCUCACACGGUUCGCGGACCGGCAAUUUUACGCGGACUGGUGGAAUAGUUGCGACUGGCUCGAGUUCUCCAGGGAAUGGAAUUCCCCUGUACACCACUUCUUCCGUCGACAUGUCUACUCGGCAUCCAAGAACCAUCUGUCGCGCCCGCUUGCCACGGUCAUUACCUUCUUCAUCUCUGCCCUUGCGCAUGAAUUAGUCAUGGGCUGCAUCACGAGAAAGUUUAGGGGCUAUGGCUUCAUCGCUAUGAUGCUCCAGAUGCCAAUAGUUGUAGUGCAGAGAAGCAAGUGGAUCAAGGGACGGACCUUAUUGAACAACGUUCUGUUUUGGUGCAGCAUGAUCCUAGGGUUAAGCAUGAUGUGCGCACUAUACGUCCUCGUGUAA
Molecule: messenger RNA, 1650 nt
Organism: Ascochyta rabiei
Lineage: Eukaryota; Fungi; Ascomycota; Dothideomycetes; Pleosporales; Didymellaceae
Product: Sterol O-acyltransferase
Exons: 7
Coding region: 1-1650 (549 amino acids)
Biological process (GO): ergosterol metabolic process
Cellular component (GO): endoplasmic reticulum membrane
Molecular function (GO): ergosterol O-acyltransferase activity
Source: RefSeq, a predicted model, not a curated record